CAACCUAACAGUUGGUUUUAGCACGCACUCACGUAGCCACCGAUCCGAGCAGUUUGCUAACUAAAAAGCACAAAGAGAAUUUUGUUGUAAAAAUCGAAUUAAUCGCAGAAUUAGCAAGUGCAUAAAUAAAUAAAAAUGAGUGAAAUCAAUGCGGAAGACAAACUGACCUAUGUCAAAUCAAAGAUAGGCGAAUAUCCAGAUUUUCCAAAACAGGGCAUUCUAUUUCGCGAUAUAUUUGGAGCACUCACCGAUGCCAAGGCUUGUGUUUAUCUAAGGGAUUUACUUGUGGAACAUGUCAAGCAUAAUCAUCCGGAUGUUGAGAUCAUUGUGGGCCUAGACUCACGUGGCUUUCUAUUCAAUCUUCUCUUGGCCACCGAAUUGGGCAUCUCAUGUGCUCCCAUACGCAAGAAAGGCAAAUUGCCCGGUGAAGUGGCUUCUGUUGAGUAUCAAUUGGAAUACGGUUCAGACACAUUCGAGAUCCAGUUGAAUGCCAUUAAGCCUGGCCAAAAAGUGGUUAUUGUUGAUGAUCUUCUGGCCACAGGAGGUUCCCUAGUGGCUGCCACUCAAUUGGUCCGAAAAGUCGGUGGCGUUAUACUGGAGUGCCUAGUUGUCAUGGAACUGAGCGAUCUGAAAGGACGCGCCAAAAUUGAUUCAAAAGUGCAUUCCCUUUUCGAAUACUAAAGACACUGAUAUUGCAACGGAUUUAAUCAUGAUCAUGAUAAUGGAAUGGAGUGGAGUGGAGUGGAUCUGUGUGGUUGUUAAACGAGCCUUCCAUAAUUUGCAUUUAGCAAAAAAACAAAACAAAAACAAGAGACAUAUUUUCUUACCUCAUAUAUAGCGAAUUAAUCGAAUUUUUCUAAAAACAGUUUUAUAGUUUGUUCUAUGGAAAAUACAACUGAAAUAUUCAUAUUUUUAUAUAAAAAUA
This is a messenger RNA of Drosophila willistoni, 925 nucleotides long. It is a transcript of the gene Aprt, whose product is annotated as adenine phosphoribosyltransferase. Gene Ontology annotation, cellular component: cytoplasm. The record is from RefSeq and is a predicted model, not a curated record. Gene Ontology annotation, biological process: AMP salvage; adenine salvage. The transcript is spliced from 3 exons. Lineage: Eukaryota; Metazoa; Arthropoda; Insecta; Diptera; Drosophilidae. Bases 136 to 681 code for a protein of 181 amino acids. Gene Ontology annotation, molecular function: AMP binding; adenine phosphoribosyltransferase activity; adenine binding.